GAAGAGUCCGCUGUUUCUUCAGUCUCCCCGUGCAGUUUCACGUGUUGCUGAUCGCGGAGGAGCAGAGCUGAGAGAUGUCGCACACUGACGGGAUUGUGAAAGCGAAGACGCGUCGCUCCAAGCGCUUCCUGGAGAGCCGUGAGUCCAAGCUGAAGGAGAACCCGAAGAACAGCAUGAUCAUCAGAGGAGGAAACACCAGCAGCACCGUCAGCCAGGCGCUGAAGGACGUGUACGCCCUGAAGAAGCCCAACGCCGUGCUCUACAAGAAGAAGAAUAUGGUGCGUCCGUUCGAGGACUCCACGGCUCUGGAGUUCUUCUCCAAGAAAUCCGACUGUUCCUUGUUUCUGUUCGGCUCACACAACAAGAAGAGACCCAACAACCUCAUAUUUGGACGCAUGUUUGACUUCCAUGUGCUGGACAUGUUCGAGCUCGGCAUUGAGAACUUCAAGUCCCUCAGAGACAUCAAGAUGGACAAGUGUCCAGAGGGAACUAAACCCAUGCUGGUGUUUGCGGGAGAGCUGUUUGAGUCAGACCGGGAGUAUCAGCGCUUGAAGAGUGUGCUGACAGAUUUCUUCUGUGGGCCGAGAGUGGCAGCGGUGCGUCUGGCUGGACUGGAGCAUGUGCUGCACUUCACUGCACUGGAGGGAAAGAUCUACAUGCGCAGCUACAAGGUGCUGCUGAAGAAGUCUGGCUGUCGGACCCCCAGGAUUGAGCUGGAGGAGAUCGGGCCCUCAUUCGACUUCACCAUGAGGAGGAACCACACCGCCUCAGACGACCUGUACAAGACAGCACACAGACAGCCUAAAGGAGCGAAGCCCAAGAAGAAGAAGAACAUUUCCCAUGAUGCCUUUGGCACCAGGCUGGGCCGGCUGCACAUGCAGAAGCAGGACCUGAACAAACUGCAGACGCGCAAGAUGAAGGGCCUGAGGAAGAGGAGAGCGGAGCACACACCGGACACACACGCCGCCAAAACACCACGAACACAGGACGACGCAUGAGAGAGAGAGAGAGAGUGUGUGUGUGUUUGUGUGUGUGAGAGGGAAAGAGAGAGUGAAAUGGAGUGUAUGUGUCUUUUUGUCUGUGAGAGAGAAACAGAGAGUGUGUGUGUGUGUGUGUGUGUGUGUGUGUGUGUGUGUGUGUGUGUGUGUGUGUGUGUGUGUGUGCCAGAUUUCUCCUGAUGUGUGUUUGAUCUGAUGUCCUGCUGGUUAUUCAUCCACAGAUCUACACUAGUGAGCGUGUCUGAAUGAAGCUGGAGCUGAAUUGGACUAAACACACAGCUUGUCCUUCAGUGUUCACCCUGAAAUGAACAUUCCCUUCUCAUUUACUCAUUACAGCUGAUGUGAAGCGUGAUUGGCUCUGUGUCAGAGGGGCGGGGCUACUGUAAACCCAUAAAUCUCAUUGGAUGAGACCAGAGUAUUAAUCUGGCUGUCAAUCACUAAGACACACCUUCAUUAUAGAGCUCUGGCUCCGCCCACCAGCAACUCAUGCUAACAGCAGGGUUAAACCUGUGCUGUCAACCCCUCUGAUGCUGACAGGGUCUACAGUCACCAUUCAUUUACUGGAGAAACAGCUGCUUCACACUCACGCUGUACUGUAGAUGUCUUUCACAAUGUAAAGCAGAGAUGUUUAAUAACCAGCUGAUUUAUAUUACCAAUAAAACGAUGGAAGAGUCAUA
Danio aesculapii is the source of this 1675-nucleotide messenger RNA. It is a transcript of the gene rpf2, whose product is annotated as ribosome production factor 2 homolog. Bases 75 to 998 code for a protein of 307 amino acids. Lineage: Eukaryota; Metazoa; Chordata; Actinopteri; Cypriniformes; Danionidae. Gene Ontology annotation, biological process: ribosomal large subunit assembly; maturation of LSU-rRNA from tricistronic rRNA transcript (SSU-rRNA, 5.8S rRNA, LSU-rRNA). Gene Ontology annotation, cellular component: nucleolus. Gene Ontology annotation, molecular function: rRNA binding. The transcript is spliced from 10 exons. The record is from RefSeq and is a predicted model, not a curated record.